CCAUGACUUAUUGUCAUCUUAUCUGUCCUACAUUUGUGUUUUUGACAAUUACGUGUACCUUUCAAAAUGAAUGUUCAAAAUAUUGUACAAAGAUGCUUUUUGUUUAAUAUUUACAAGACUUUGAACAAUAACAAGACAAUAUUUCAAAACAGCAAGCUUUUGUACAGUAAAUAUGAUAAGGUUUUUGAAGAGGCUCCCGAGCCCAAGAAGAAAAAAGUUUUUAUUCCCAGGAUAACCUUAAUUUCAUCCGACGAAAGUAUCUCAGUGACCACCCUCGAAGAGGCCAAAAAGAUUUCCACAAGAAGGGAUUUGAAACUUGUGAAAAUUACAGAUAUGGACACUAAAACACAAAGGCCCAUUUAUAGAUUGAUGACAGGGGCUCAGUAUUUUGAGGAAGAUUUGAAACGGAGAGCGGAAAAGAAGGCAGCAAAAUCUGAAGCAUUUAUAAGGGAGAAAAACUCUUAACUGUGAAUUCAAAAAUAAGCGACAAUGAUUUAAUUCAAGAUUGAAGAAUAUAGUCAAGUGGCUCCAAAAACAAUAUGUAGUACAAAUGACUAUAAACGGAGACUCUGAACAAAUGGAAGCUGCAGAGCAAAUUUGUAAAAAAAUAGAAGGCCACUGUUCUGAAUUUGGACGCCUCUUACAAAAAAGAACCAAAAGUGGCCACAUUAAGUUUCAUAUACAACCAAACAAGCCAAAUUUAGACCAGCCAUCUAAGUCCAUACAUACACAAUCAAAUUCUUUAUGACAACUAAAGACGGACAAGAAUGAUGCUUCCAUGAAUCAAAAACAAGUUGUUAUAAUGGCUUCAUGCAUUGCCGGAGUAAUAUUUAUUAAGUAUUUUCUCUUAGGGAUAU
Ctenocephalides felis (cat flea) is the source of this 857-nucleotide messenger RNA. RefSeq lists its product as uncharacterized. The transcript has 4 exons. Gene Ontology annotation, biological process: translational initiation. The record is from RefSeq and is a predicted model, not a curated record. The coding region runs from base 67 to 465 and encodes 132 amino acids. Gene Ontology annotation, molecular function: translation initiation factor activity. Lineage: Eukaryota; Metazoa; Arthropoda; Insecta; Siphonaptera; Pulicidae.